Messenger RNA from Rubroshorea leprosula, 869 nucleotides. The record is from the annotation of a GenBank genome assembly. NCBI's taxonomy places the organism in Eukaryota, Viridiplantae, Streptophyta, Magnoliopsida, Malvales, Dipterocarpaceae.
UUUUAAAAUUAAACCCAAACCCAAACCCAAUUCAAUAAAAAUUAAACUUUACCCAACCCAACCCAUCCCAACACAACCCAUCAUCCUCCUUCCAACCCUAAUUUCCUAACCCUAUUCAUUUCCCUUUCUCACUCACGCAGCACACCUCAUAGCCCUCCCCUUCUUGCUUCUGCAGUUUUUCCUCACUCACUCUCACAGCCUCACCUUCGACUUUCCCCUACCCUUUUGGCUUAUGUUGCUACAGAUCUGCUGCUGCUGCUAUAGAUUUGUUGCUGCUGCUGCUACUACAGAUCUGCUGCUGCUGCUGCUACUACAGAUCUGCUGCUGCUGCUACUACAGAUCUGCUGUUGCUGCUGCUAUAGAUCUGCUAUUGAAACUGCUAUUGAUCUGCUGCUGGAGCCUGGAGUUGGAAUGGGGAUCUCCGCAGGAAUCCCCGUUUCCCGCAGGAAUCCCCGUUUCCCGCAGGAAAUGGGGAUGGGGGACAAAAUUUGCCCCUCGUCAAAAAUCCCCACGGGGAUCCCCGUCCCCGUCAUUCGCGGGGACGGGGAUGGGGAAGAACUCCCCGACCCCGCGGGGCCCCGUUAACAUCCCUACUCCUGACAAGAACAUAUAUCGAAAAAUAAAGAAGCAAUUGGGUCUUAAACAUUGUUAAUUAUCUUAUUGCAAUAUCUUGUUCGAUCUGAUCUUGCAUUCUCAAUUCUUGAUAUUUAUGUGAUCUCUUCCUCAUGAUGGAGAAAUUGAUAAACAUUGUUUUCCAAUGGGAAGAUUUAAAAGUGUAACUUUUUCAAGGGUGGAGUUCAUAUUGUCAAGGAUGCUCAGGUUGAAGAUAUAGUUGGUAUUAUCACUGUGAAGAAAGUGACGUUAAAUCA